AUGUCUUGUGUUUUUGUAGAAUCUUUUAGGAUGACUUGUUUACAAUUAAAAGCAUUCUUCAUUUUUCUAUCCAACAGAAUCUACCGUCUCGCCAUCUGUAGAGCACGAGUCGCCAUUUCAGGACCUACAUUGAAGAUCUCUGUCUAUGAAAACAGUUUAAAAAAUCGCGCAAAUAUGAAGGAAUACAGAAUACCAACGCUAGCUGUCAUCGAGGAAAUACCAGUUACAGAAAACUGCGAAAAUAAUCGCCUAGCUCCGUUUGUUGUACAGCCUGAGACUGAAGGAAAUAACUUUGAUGAAUCAAACAACAACACUGAUAAGACAGGUGAAACAUCAAAUAACGAUCUCCAUGGAAACAAUGACCUUGAUAAAUGUGAAAAAUGUGGUACAGAAAAUGGUAAUGAUCUGGGAACAUUAAAGGAAAAAGCUGCGAAACUAAAGCUGAAAACUCGGCGUUCUAGUUACGUCACGUGGGAAACGGAGAAAUUAGUUCGAUCGGGAGCGUUAUUUAAAGCCAGAAUACAACAGGAGGUUAUCAAAGAUCCACAAGAGGAUCAAAAACUUACUCCCGAACGUAAAGAUAAAAUAAACAACGACAUCGGCUGGAUCCGACGAGAACUGCAAGCCAUGCGGAUAUUGGAUCAGAGCCUCGCCAAAAAACUUCUGAAUUUACGCCACGAAAUGCAUUCCUUAAAACUUAAGUGGAGCUGUGAUGAUCACAAAGAGAUGAUGGAGGAAGUCACGUGUGAUUUGGAAGAGCGUCAGGUUCUUCAAGACGUUUGUGAUCAGCCCCUUGGCCCUGUGGAUAUCAAUCCGCUUAAACAACUCGGUGUAACGCGGAUGAAUUUAAGUGCGCGACGAUUUAGUACGUGUUGAGUGAAUACCACAGGAAUACACUUGGGAUGUUUGGAGACAAUAUUUGGUUAUAUGUGGUCACGGAAGUGCACAACAGUUCACUAAGUGCUGAUGGUGUCAACACAAUGCUGUCACAAGUGGGAAAUCUGUGACCACGUGACAAUUAUAGCGAUAUAACAGUAACGCCUACUAGUUAAUUAGCUGCACGAAUUAAUUGAACAUGUCACCAUGUGUCUGCUGUGAAUGUCUCCACUGACUCAGUCUCGGUAUAUUAGCAGUAUAUUGACUCACAUUUCCUUUCCUUAGUGUUAAUGUAUACAGUAAAAUAUAUUUACAGUGUAGUUCAACGAUAUAGAAUAGUUUAGUAUGAUUAAAUGGACUGACAGAUCGAACUGUCAGUGUUGAAAAACUUAUUUUAGGGUCAGUAAAUUAAGGAUGUCUUAAAAAACCAAAUGUACUGGAAAUAUACAACAUUAAUACAUGCAUUGCUAUGACAUUUACAGUCAUUAUAGAUGACAAAGAUGUUGCAGACAAACAUACUUGUAGUAUAUUGUGCUAAGUCUUAAAUAAAUAUGUUGAGUACUUAAGUGUGCCAAUUCUUGGUGUGUUGAGUACUAAAGUGA
This is a messenger RNA of Pecten maximus, 1478 nucleotides long. RefSeq names its product protein FAM167B-like. The coding region runs from base 1 to 876 and encodes 291 amino acids. NCBI's taxonomy places the organism in Eukaryota, Metazoa, Mollusca, Bivalvia, Pectinida, Pectinidae. The record is from RefSeq and is a predicted model, not a curated record. The transcript is spliced from 3 exons.